Messenger RNA from Oryza sativa Japonica Group (Japanese rice), 1164 nucleotides. The record is from RefSeq and is a predicted model, not a curated record. NCBI's taxonomy places the organism in Eukaryota, Viridiplantae, Streptophyta, Magnoliopsida, Poales, Poaceae.
GGGGCCGAAAUAUCCGGCAAUACGAAUUAGAUUCGGUUAAUACUCAAGGAAGUCAAAGUGAACUUAUUUCCGUGGCGUAUAUCCCUUAUUUCGAUGGGUGGGCUUGGGCUGACAAACAAUCACGCUCUCGGCCCAAAACUUGUAUCUUUUCUUUGGAAAAAUUCCCCUUCUGGCUUCUUCUGCAAUCUUCUUCUCCGACUCCGGCCACCGGCCACCGACCACCGCCCCUGCGUUCCCGCUCUUCUCUUCCACCGCCACCGCCAGCGACUCGACUCAGCGAUGCGAUGGAGCCCGCCGCUGCUACCACGACACCGCCGCCGUCAGAGAGGCACCGCAGCCCUAAGGUGAAGCGGCAGCGGAGUGCGGCGGCGCAGCCUUUGGGCGACGUCACCAACCUCCUCCUCCCGAGCACCCCGACCAACCCUAUCACCGCCCGCCCCCGCCCACUCCCCUCCGACACCACCGCCGCUGCCUCCACUUGCUCCGCGUCUCCCUCGCACACUCCCGUCUCCAAGCCUUCUUCCGCCACCGCUGCUGAGGAGCGUAGCUUGGUUAAAUCGGCCAUCUCCACCGUGUAUACAAGGCGCAACACCACCCAGAAGAGGAGGAGAACCAACGACAACACACCAUUUCCUGCCGGAACAGCAAGCUGCCCUCCUCCUGCAACUCUCGCAAGUAAAAACAGGGUACUCGGCCUAUUUCAUCCUCGGCUCCUUGUCAUCGAUCUAAAAAGACGAAGAGCACGAGGAUGGAGAAUACAUCUUCAGGUAAACAUAUGCUACCAGAAGAUUUUGUCAAGAAGCAGAGAGCCUACUUUGAGGAGGUUGAUGCCUUUGAGCUGCCAGAGGAGGAGGCCUCAGAGACGGACCUGGAGUGAAGACUCAGUUAAAUCAGUGUAUCGGUGCAGCUAGCUUGUAAGAAAUUACUAGAAUAUGUGACUACCCUACCUGUACAGAAGCACGCUCGCAUAGUUUUACGACAAUGUAACUGCGAGUUAGUAUAACCCGUGUACCGUAAUCAUCACCAGUCAAAGCCCUACUGACGUUGGCUUUGUCUUCUGCUUGUAGUUGUACAAUAUCAAGUACUUAGAUAUUAAGAUGAGACCGGUGCUUUCCCCCGUUUGACCUAAACAAUGGCUAUGAUCUUUGUUUUUUCUGGAAGUAA